Messenger RNA from Corythoichthys intestinalis (scribbled pipefish), 4305 nucleotides. RefSeq names its product ankyrin repeat and SOCS box containing 13b (gene asb13b). The record is from RefSeq and is a predicted model, not a curated record. Bases 1835 to 2734 code for a protein of 299 amino acids. The transcript is spliced from 6 exons. Gene Ontology annotation, molecular function: protein binding. Gene Ontology annotation, biological process: protein ubiquitination; intracellular signal transduction; positive regulation of protein catabolic process. NCBI's taxonomy places the organism in Eukaryota, Metazoa, Chordata, Actinopteri, Syngnathiformes, Syngnathidae.
UUUCCCUCUCGUCCUUCCUCGAAGACAAAUGUUUCUUGUUUGAAACAUGACCCUAACCAAAUCCGUCACUUUAAACCUGGUCCCAACCAAAAACCAUACUUUCACUUUCCCCCCUGUGAGAUACAGUAAACAAAAAGUUAAGUUUCCAAAUCAGGAAGUGAAGGUCGGGGCCACGUAGCAGAUCCGAAAAAGGAAAACACCUAACGACAAACAAAAACAAAUAUAAACGCUAAUCGAUGAGUUCCACUUUUACUCAUCAGUGAAAACAAGUUUUGUUCUGUGGGAAACCGCGGUGGGUCCGCUGGCGAGGCGAAGGCGAGGAUUCGGGGAAGGAAACGAAACCAAACAAGUUGCCAACUGCGUCCAUUUUGAAACUUGACAAACGAGCUGGAGUUCGACCGUCGUCGUGUCGAAAUGAUCGUGGGAGUUGCACAAUUUCUCACUCGGGCGGUCUCUCACUGAAGUCUUCAGCUCAUUCACUUCCCGUCAUAAAAUGUAGCUCAUUGUACGACGAUAUUUUGAAUAUUCAAUGUACACAAUAUGUUUCCUUCACGUGACUGCUUGUGUUACCAUGAGGGUAACCCCCCCCCCCCCACUCGUCUCCACCUCAAACGGAGCUGCAUGAAAUAAAAAGGUACAUCCAAAUUUAUAGAUAUCACAUUAAAAUCGAGCUAAUCGGAGUUUUGGCGUUAGUAAACGGUAGCCGUUUUAAAGAAGUAGAAAUCUCUGGGUGAGUGCUUUUCUUCUGUAAACUUCCUUAACUCGGCGAAAUCUUGACCGAUUUUCAAACAGUUUGCUUUAUAACAAACCGUACUAACGUGGCUAUGAUUCAGGCUGGAUGUAAAAAUAUAUCCAUACAUAUGAUUGUUUUUAAGGGUUUAGUUAAUUUACGUAAUCUCUGACAUUUAUGAAAAACCAAGCAGUUUGAAAAUCGGUUGAAAUUUAAGCAAUUUAUAGCUAUUUCAAAGUGCACACUCCAUUCUUUAUAAUGUAAUGGUUGAUCGAAUGGCACCGACACAAAAUGGCCGACAAGCGAUAAUGUCCGUCUCGAUUGGCUUACAGCGUACAUUAGUCAUCUAGCGCUCUCUAUAGCUCUUUAUGGCAACACUAUCAUCGCAUUUUCUAAUAAUUCAAAACGCUAAACGUAACGGGGAAGAACAUGAGCGUAGUUAUGGAGUCGUUUGUAAAACCAAGAAAACAAAAUGCGGUUAAAAACUCCGUUAAAAUAAGGCUAACGAGUCAUUAUAUUUGCUUCAAUGCAUGUCAUAUAUGGUAUUUGUUUUUCUUCGACUAUUUGGCUGCCAGAUCGACGUCACGUGACUGCUAGUGUUACCCAUCAUGCUAAUGAUUUUUUAACAUUAAAAAAAAAAAAAAAAAACUGGAAAAAAAAUGUGUGUUUUUCUUUACAUACAAAUACUAAUUGCUGUAGUACUACUUUAUCAGUGAAUAGAUUAUUUCUAAAAUGUUUGGAAACCGAUAAAAAAAAUCAUAAAAAAUAAAAAAAAUUGAAAAACCGUGAUUAAAAAACAAACAAAAAAAUAUUUAAAAAAUCGGACCAAAAUAAUGCAAAUAUCUGGCAAAGAAUGGCUGUUUAUACAACAAUUAAGUGAAUAAAUGUGUUAGAAAGUCAUCUCAAAUAUGCUAAAGUAAUGCGCGCCGACUACAUUUCCCGGGGUUCCGUGCUGUCACUAGUUUACAGUCACUAACCGACGAAAAGCUUGAGUACACGCACGGCGUGUUUUGGAUUCGUCAGCCUGUCACUCGACGUCUUUUGGCGGCCGCGAUGAGUUCCACGCUUCGCUAAAAUUUGCUGUCGACGAUCGAAGAUGACAACAUGGAGAUAACACAGAACAGACCGUCCUUGUACGGGGAUAUCGCUCACGUUCUGGGAUUCUGGACAGAGCGAUCGGCAGUGCACCAGGCAGCUGCGCAAGGCCAGGCGGCACAGUUGCAGCAGCUGAUCCGCGACGGGGCGGCCGUCAACGCCGUGGCCGACGAUUCUAUCACGCCUUUGCACGAGGCCUGCAUCCAGGGACACGCCCGCUGUGUCGCACUGCUUCUAGCUGCCGGGGCACAGGUGGACGCUCGCAACAUAGACGGAAGCACUCCCCUGUGCGACGCCUGCUCGGCCGGGAGCCUGGAAUGUGUCAAGUUGCUGCUCGAGUACGGUGCAGCCGUCAACCCACCGCUCUUCACAUUUUCGCCACUCCACGAGGCCUGCAUGGGUGGAAAUUCAGACUGUGUGGAGCUGCUGAUCCGGCACGGAGCCUCGAUGGAGGCUCACGACUGUCACUACGGAACGCCGCUCCAUGUUGCCUGUGCCAGGAAGCAGUACGACUGUGCUAAACUCCUACUCAAUGCAGGGGCGAAUGUAAACGCUGCAAAGCUUCACGAGACCGCGCUCCAUCAUGCCGCCAAGAAUCGCGACGUCAACCUGAUCGAGCUUUUGGUGGAGUUUGGCGCCGAUUUGCACGCACGAGACAACUUGGACAGGAAAGCCAUCCAGUACACGACGCUCGGAUCGCCUUCGCAUUGCUGCUUUCGCUUUUAUGAGGGUAAGCCUGUUGUUUCUUUUGUGGGCACAGACACACCGUUGAGCCUCCAGCAGACAGCGCGUGUGGCUCUGAGAAGGAUGCUGGGUGUGAAGGCGCUCCACAUUUUUCCCAAGUUGGAUUUACCCAAUCGCAUGGUCGCCUUUCUGUCAUACACGCCACCUCCUGUCUUUGAAGUCUAAUGAACAGUUCCGGUUUCACCAAUACAAGCCUCUGCAUUAUCGGUAGUGACACAUUUCCCCCCCUUUUUUUAAUAGGCGUUUCAGUCACUUUCAUGUCUUUUUGGUUGACUGGUGACCAGUCCAAUGUAUAUACUCUGUGCAGCAUAGGUUGCAAGUAACUCACCAAUCAAAAUAAUGCUAAAAAUAGAUGUAUUUAUUUCUUCAAGUAUGUACAUUUGUAAAUAACACUCUUAAUGUUACAAAGUGAUCAUGUAGAGAGAAAAAAAAGUUAUCUAGAGGGACAUAAAGGUAAAGCUGUGACUCAAAUGACAAAACUAAAAUUUGCACACCACGUAAAAUUUAAAUGAGUUCAAAAGAAGUUGCUUGCUGGAACCUGUUUUUUCAAUGCACUGCUAUAACUUGUUUAUGUUUUUAUGUACAUUACCUGCACAUUCUUUUCUAAUUGUUCCUUCUAGUUCACAUUGUACGAUGCAGAAAUGUGUCCAUUUAAAAUGUUUGCAAAAGCCUCACUAUUAAUUGUUUUAUCACUACCGUAAUUUUCGGACAAUUAAGCCGCUUUUUUCCCCUCAUUUUGAAUCCUGCGGUUUAUAGUCCAGUGUGGCUUAUUUCUUGAUAUAUUUGAGUUAAUAGGUAACACGUCAACAAGCACUUUGACAAAUUUUGUCACUAACUCCAUUUAAGUCCAGUCAAGAUCUUUUACAUCAAUUCAAAAGUGAGAUAAUUUGCCGGAUGACACUUAAUGACAUCCAUCAUAAGCAUCCAUUAAUGCUCAUGAUAGUGUCAUGUCAUAAAUAUGACCGCUGUCAAAGUGUUACCUGUUAAUAUCUUUUGCUGUAAAAUUCCAUAAUAGAGCUGCGGUUUAUCAUCCGGUGCGGUUAUCUAUGAAAAAAAUUUCAUGUCAAAUUUGUGUUUGUGGCUUAUAGUCAGGUGCAAUUUAUAGUCCGAAAUUUACGGUAGUUUGUAUACAGAUCAGCUUGGAUCUAUAAGCUGCACUGAUAUUGACAAUGACAAUGAUUUAUAAUGUAAAGAUUGUCAUAGUUUUUGUUUACAAAUGUUACAUUGCUCAUAUGAGUUCCAGCGAAAUUAUAAUUAUUGAUGAUGACAUGGAACAAUGUUAAUAGAGUGUAAUUUUGUCAAGGGAUUCAACCUGGAGUGACAUGGGCACUUCUCUAAAAUGUCUUCCAAAUGUUGCAAAUAAAUUGUUGUGUACCACCUUUCAGGAAAUCUGACGGAUAUGUGGAUUUCCACGAGCAGCUACUGCACAAAACAUUUAGUGGAAGCUAUAAUAAAAACACUGCCGCAAAAUGGCAAAACUAAUAUUUUUAUUAGCCUUUUGUAGCUUUCUAGUAGCUUGAAAUGUUUUGGUCUGGUGACAUCAAAAUUCAACUAGUAUGAGGUUAACUCCAAAUAUCAAAACUGCAAGGAUGGGGAACGAUUUUGUGCAAAUGCAAGCAGUCUCACACAUUUGAAGAACAAACUGAAAGAUUUUAUUUUCUGACAGUUGAUCACUCCCAUUGGUUUCUAUUACAUUCAAAUUCAUUGUUCAUUUCCUUUUUUUCUAGGCUUGUUAA